AUGCUUAGAAAAUAUUUUUAUGAUGGUACUAAAAUUCUGUUGCCACUUUCGAAAAAUGCUAGCAUUCAAUUGUUAAAUCAUUGGAUUCAUCAAGCUACUAGUGGCUUUAUAGCUGCUUUUGCUAGCAAAAGGAUAAAGACAUUGAGCUCUCGAAAUGGUGAAAAAUUUCAUCACUGUUCCAAUGAAGCAAAUUCAAUUGCCAAACAUGCAAAAUGUGUUGUGGAUUUGCUGAUGUUGGAAAAACCGCAACAAAUCAGAAUACGUAAAGUCGGAAAUACAAAACGAAGGUAUGAAAAGCUGAAAUAUCAUUCUACUCCAAAAAUUAAAUUACACAAACCGGAUGCAACGAAAUAUUCGAAUCGAAAAUAUAUGCCGAAAGUUGAUUAUUGGAUAGGUGGAUUUCGCAUGCUUCGGCGUCAUAAACGAUUAACGGAGAAAAAGAAAUGGGAAAUUAAAAGAGUUGAUAAAAAUUCAUACAAGUUGCUAACUGAUAAAGAAACAAAGACGAUUUUUGGAAUGAUUAUAGGUGGAAUAAAAAACAUUCUUCAAAAAUUGAAACAUCGAAAAACUUCUAAACCAUGGUCGGCAACAUUAGCUGAUAUACAGCAUUUAGCAUUGCAAUUAAAAGAGCGAGAGAAAUUAUUGAAGAUAUUUGGUAUUGAAAUUCAAAAUAAUGGUAUUAAUUUAAAGAAUACAUUAAUGGAUCCAAUGAAGAAGAAAAUACCACGUGAUAGUCCAAUGCAAUUAGCUACAUCACUAUCAAAAUUACUUCGUAAUGCUGCAUUACUUACAGCUGCAAUGUCAAAACAAAAUAUUUCCAAUUUGCAUAAUAAAACAAUUCGAAUAGCAUCACCAAGAUUUUUUUCCAUCUUACCCUAUAAUGAAACACAAAAUAUAAUGAAUCUAUUUUCACCAUCAAUUUUAAGUUUACAUAAUGAAGGUGAAAAUUUGGAACGCAAAUUGAGUAUGACAGGAUUAUUUGGUGCAUUGAAAUUGAUAAAUGAACAUGAUCGAAAUGAAUUGCUCGAAUUGAUUUCCGAAGUUUCAGGACUUACUGACACUAUACAACAAAUUCAUAAAAAAUUUGAAAAAGAAAAUAAUGUACGUUACGCUAAAGGCAUUGAUGGACAACCGUUGUAUUUCACGAAACAAAAUGUCAGUGAAUUAUACGGCAAAAUAGAAAGCGAUAAAGUCGAUACGUUCGAAAAGCUCUACAAGACAUUAAGCAAACUCCAAAUUCGAAAAAUGAAUGUUACCGGUUAUGCAGUAUUAACCAAAAGGCAGCUAAAACUCAUUUAUGGUCAACGAUCACCGUAUUUUCAUCCGAUUGCCCUGAAAAGAUUGUCAAAAUUAUUGGAACAAAAUGAUGGAAUACAGAAAGCACUUGAAAAUGAUUUAAAGAAAUUAGCAAAAUCAAAAAAUUUUGGCUUACAUAUAGGAGAAUCAUCACAUCGACGAGAUAAACGCUUUGGUAUCACCUCUUCACCUUUCCUACUAUCACCAUUAAUAUUAGUAUCACAAGCCUUAUCACAACCAGUAUUACUUUCGCCUCUAAUCUUAUCACCUGUAAUCUUAAGUCCAGCAAUUCUUGGUCCACUUAUCCUAAGUCCAUCGGUAUUCAAUCCGGUAAUCUUAUCACCUCGUAUUCUUGCUCCAUUCAUCCUCAGUCCCUCUAUUUUUUCUCCUUUAGUAUUAUCUCCUCUAGCAUUACAUCCACUAAUUCUUUCUCCUGGCAUAUUUAAUCCAAUAAUUGUAUCACCAUUAGCUUUAUCACCAUUUAUACUAUCACCUCAAGUAGCUACUCCAGUAAUAUUAUCACCAAUGAUAUUAAAUCCACUAUUACUAAAUCCUAUGUCUUUCUCACCGCUCGUUUUCAGUCCAUUUAUAUUAUCACCAAUUGUUUAUUCACCUCAAUAUUUCUCUGCCCUACUUUUUAGUCCUUACAUGCUUUCACCAAUAGUUGAAAGUGCAUUAAUCAAUACCACGGUUUUUAUGUCACCAAGUGCUUUAAGUUAG
This is a messenger RNA of Cercopithifilaria johnstoni, 2016 nucleotides long. NCBI's taxonomy places the organism in Eukaryota, Metazoa, Nematoda, Chromadorea, Rhabditida, Onchocercidae. The record is from the annotation of a GenBank genome assembly.